Messenger RNA from Exophiala dermatitidis NIH/UT8656, 2928 nucleotides. Its product is annotated as dimethyladenosine transferase. The coding region runs from base 308 to 1483 and encodes 391 amino acids. Gene Ontology annotation, molecular function: rRNA (adenine-N6,N6-)-dimethyltransferase activity. The transcript has a single exon. The record is from RefSeq and is a predicted model, not a curated record. Lineage: Eukaryota; Fungi; Ascomycota; Eurotiomycetes; Chaetothyriales; Herpotrichiellaceae. Gene Ontology annotation, biological process: rRNA methylation. Gene Ontology annotation, cellular component: mitochondrial matrix.
CAAAAAGUACGAAGACCGGUCUACUUCAGCGACUGUCUCGACCAUUGCAUAGCAUUACGCCGCAGCGAGCCUGCGAAAAUCCAGUAGUCAGAGCCGACAAACGCAUCAGAGUCGCGAGGCCAACGCCAUUCAGCGAUACAUCAAAAUUAGCCUCGAUUAUCCCGAUAUUACACCAACGCCGCCAUCCGCCCCAGAUCUUCCAUUGCGACUAAAUCGCCAACUGCCCUCUCCCGCGUCGACAUUUCUUGCACUAUAGAGAGAAAUGAGAAGAUAGUACGAAGAGGCUAGCACAGAAUCAACUCCAAACAUGCCAAAAAUACAGUCCAAGAAACGCGCCGCCGGCGGCGGAUCAUCGACGCCUUACUCCAAGUCGAGCAAAGCGGCGUCCUCGAACGCAACAUCCAAUGCAAUCUUCAAGAUGAACACAGACAUCGGUCAGCACGUAUUGAAAAACCCUGGAGUGGCACAAGCGAUUGUGGACAAGGCGGACCUAAAACAAUCCGACAUUGUGCUAGAAGUCGGCCCCGGAAGCGGCAACUUGACGGUCAAGAUUUUGGAGAAGGCGAAGAAAUGCAUAGCAGUGGAACUGGACCCGCGAAUGGCGGCCGAAGUGACGAAGCGUGUACAGGGAACACCGCAGGGAAAACGGCUGGACGUCGUCCUGGGGGAUGUGAUCAAGACCGACUUGCCCUACUUCGACGUCUGCAUCAGCAACACGCCCUACCAGAUCUCGAGUCCGCUAACGUUCAAAUUGCUCGCCACCAGCCCGGCGCCACGGGUAUGCAUACUCAUGUUUCAGCGAGAAUUCGCCAUGCGUCUGUUCGCCAAACCGGGCGGCAAGCUAUACAGUCGACUCAGUGUGAACGCGCAGAUGUGGGCCAAGAUCGACCAUAUCAUGAAAGUAGGCAAGAACAACUUCAAGCCACCGCCCGCGGUCGAAAGCAGUGUCAUCCGCAUGGUGCCCAAGAAUCCACGACCCAACAUCUCGUAUGAGGAGUGGGAUGGACUGUUGCGGAUCUGUUUUGUCCGGAAAAACAAAACUCUCAGAGCCAAUUUUUUGGGGACGACCAGCAUAAUGAAUAUUCUCGAGGCCAACUAUAGGACAUGGUGCGCUCAGAACGAUGUUCCUCUGGAAGAAGGGCCGGCUGAGGACGACCAGAUGGAGGUGGAAGGGGAGGAUGCGCAAGAAGAUCCUGCCGGUGAGGAUGAUACCUGGGACGGGCUUAUGGACGUCGACGCCGAUGAGGAUGGUGACGAUCUUCCAGCCUUCUUCAAGGACCAGCAAUCAUCUCUGCUCAAGGCAGCGGCAAAAGGCUCGAAUCGAAAGCGAAAAGGCAAGGUUGCUGAGCUUGUGCGUGAGAAAGUCCGCUCCGUGCUUGAAGACAAGACCCAGCUGGCGGACAAGCGAGCACGAAUGUGUGACGAAGGCGACUUUUUGAAACUACUCUGGAAUUUCAACCAGGAGGGAAUCCAUUUUCGAUGAUCAAAAAAAGCAUCAACAUCAUCGACCACAGGGAAAACUUUACGCAAUAUCCGAGCCUUGCAAUGCGUCUCGGCUUUCCUUUGUGGCACACAAGACCUUUCUCCCCUUGAAGGUCUACGUUUACGGGUCAUCUGAUGGCGUUACGUCUUCCGUCCAUGUUGUCCUCAGGAUAAUGCUGCAAGAUUCCGCCGCUCUACUGCAGCCAGGGGAGGUCUGGGGAUGACAUUGAGGAUCUAUUGACAGGCUCACUACAUUCCCCAGAAGCGACGGUGAUUGAGCUAACAUGGGCUGACGAUGCCUAGCAGCCAGCAUGAACAUGGCCCGAGGACAAGUUGAGGACUUCCGCCGACCACAACUGUGGCCCAGGUCUAUUAGAGAUCUCCCAGCUAUGAUGGCCUGGUGGUUGCAAUGGUAGCACUGCGAAUGGAUCAAGGAAGCUCUGUGCAAGCCGCGAGCGUCCAAACACAGAAAGGAUCCGCGACACAGCCCGACUGGAUCGCGUUUUCACAAUGAUGACGUUCAAGGCGGACUAAGAGUAAAUUACGACUUUGCUUCAUUUUGAUUCGCGGCAAGCGAUGCAUGACACGUUGGUAUGGUUUGGCAUUGGUACUGGUGCAAGUUACCUACAUAUCAUUCCAACAUUGCCACACAUGGCCAUCCUGACCUCGAGGGGCAGGCAACAUCCAGUCACGCAGCCAGCCAGCCAGCACCCCUGAACGGAAGGUGUACCUCAACCCCAUCAUACCUCGCACGCCUUUUAUCUGGUCUAGCCUGACUGGAAGGAGGAAACGGAUCAGACGAGUUCAGAUGAGCUGAGAUCAGAUGAGAAUUCUUUCUCUGGCCUUUGUCUGUGUUCUAUUGGGGUAUGGACGAAAUGAAAUGAGGUGCAAUGAGAUUGCCAUCAAACUCAGACUCAUCAGCCCAGACCAAAGCCGAACCGAACCGGAUCAGACCAAACACUUUCGCGCCAAGAUGACUUUCGUCUCCUGCAGUAGGCUCUUCCAAACAGAGGCGGAGGGAAAAGUGUCUGAAGGACAAAAAGAAAUUGAGAGAUCAAUAACAGUCAGUCGAGGGAGCAGGCAGACCCACCGCAUGCAAGUUGUAUGCGGGUGUCUGUCCCAGAGCACUCGCCUACAGUAGAUAAGUACCUAUCUUCCAGAUAGUGAACGAAAUACAAGAAAGAGCCUCCUCUCUCUACCUACUCAUCCGUUGGCCUGAUUUUCAAUCUUGCGUAUGUGGAGAUAGACGGAGAUAGAAUGGUUUCCAGAACCACAUAUUUACUAUACCAAUUUCCACGUGGAAUCGAAUCAGGAACAUUUGAUACCAGCACACUUUUUUCGCUAUGCGUGGGGAAUCCAACAGUGUAGUUGUAUACAUACUUAUAUUCCUGAGAUAGCUGGUAGACCCCAUACAUAUUCCCAAUACACCCACUGGCAUAACACUCG